AUGGAUGAUCAAACGAUCAUGUUUGGAUCCAUUAAAGAAAACAGUCUUGAUUUUGAUAGUCCUAUUCUGUCUUCUUCAACCCUUUUGAAUUUUUCACCUUCAUACUUUAGUCCCACAGACAAAUUCAUGAGUUGUUUUGAUCCAAUCGUUUCCCCAGAGGAAUCAGAUACGCACCCUCACCCUCUUGAUGAUUAUCAAGAAGUCUUUGAUGAUCGGUUGAUUCAAGCUUUUGAAAAUCUGUACCAAGGGCGCUCAGUGGACACAGACCUUCUUGUUCAACUAUGGCUGCCUGUAAUUAGACAUGGUAAACAAGUCCUAACCACAGUCAGCAAAUCAUUCAUAAUUAACUCCGAUAACACAAACCUCUCAAAGUAUCGAGAGGUUUCAAAAAACUACCAGUUCGCAGCUGAUUAUGAUUCCACUGAGAUGAUCGGUUUCCCUAGCCGUGUUUUCAUGAAGAAGUUUUCCACAUGCACACCAGACGUACGAUUUGUUGCAGAAGGGGAUGACCCACGUGUGAUUUAUGCUAAAAAACUCAACCUUUGUGGGUGUCUCAACCUCCCUGUCUUUGAAUUAGAUGGUGGAACUUGCUUGGGUGUUGCUGAGGUGGUGACUACUUCCCGGAAAAUCAACCUCCGGGAUGAACUUGAAAACAUCUGUAAAGCGCUUGAGGCUGUUGAUCUAAGGACUUCGGAGCUCUUGAUUCAUCCAAACACAAAGGAAUUCAAAGAAGCACACGAUGUGGUAAUUGCAGAGAUUCGAGAUGUUGUGAAAACCAUAUGCAACACAUUCAAAUUACCAUUAGUUCAAACAUGGGGCCCAUGUGAAGCCAGAUCCCAACAAAAUGUUAAUUCCUUUUCCGUUAUCAAAUCUGCUUCAUAUGUUUUUGAUCCCGAGAUUUUAUCCUUCUUCGAGGGGACCUCAGGCGAGCAACUCGUACCAGGAGAAGGUAUCGCUGGUAAAGCGUUGGGUACAAACCAACCUUGCUUUAAUGACAUUCAUGAUUUUUGUAGGAUUGAUUAUCCAAUAAGUUCUUAUUAUGGGUUGAAUGGUGUCAUAUCAAUACGACUUCGUAGCACCUACACGGGACCCACCGAUUUCAUCCUCGAGUUCUUCCUGCCCCGCGAUUGCAAACGAGAUGAAGAACGAAAACAUAUCCGAAGCUCGAUAAUUUUGAUGAUAAAACAUGUUUCCUGGAGCUUGCAUUUGAUAAACGAUGAAGAACUAAUGAAUGACAUGAAUACCCAUGACGAAUCUUGGAUAUCCGAUAUGGUGGAAGCGCAGGAGAGGGGUGAAACGGUCAUUGUGUCCAUGGGGUGUCAUAAGGAAGAACCAGAAGAAGAAACGAAUCCCCUUGGUGAAUCUUGGAUGACGGAUAUGAUUCAAGCUAAGGAGAGAGGCGAAAAUGUCAUUUUGUCCAUUGGAUGUCACAAGGAAGAACAUGAAGAAGAAUUUAAAGUGAUAAACCAAGUUUAUCGUGGAUUUGGAUUCAGCGAGCUCAAAAAGGAAACUUAUCUAGAUUGGGUAACCGGAAAUGGAUUAAGAGGCCAAUCGAAACAGUCAAGCAUAAAGAGUCGGGUGAAGACGGAGAGGAACAUAAGUUUACAAGUUAUCCGACAAUACUUUCCUGGGAGUCUUAAGGACGCUGCCAAGAGCAUUGGGGUGUGCCCGACUACUUUAAAACGAAUAUGCAGACAAUACGGAAUCAUGAGAUGGCCAUCACGAAAGAUCAAGAAAGUAAGUCAUUCUUUAAAAAAACUCCAACUCAUCAUCGAUUCGGUCCAAGGUACUGAUGGGAUGAUUAAACUCGGAUCAUUCUAUAACAAUUCCCCAGAAUUAAACUCCCCUAUCUCACCAAAUCCCAAACCAAAAGUCAACAAUCGAGUCAAUAUCUUAAAAGAAUACGCAACACCAUCUAAUUCCUCAUCUUCUUGUAACCAUGGUUCAAGUAGUUCUUCUGGAAAUGUCGUGCAUAACGAAAAUGCUCACUUCUCGCAAAAGAAAACGUUCCUUAGUUACAACAACAUGAAUGCUUUGCUUUCAACACCAAACAAAAAACUAGUUGACAAUGAAGGUAUCCCGCCGACACCAAAGAGCCCCAACUUAAUUUAUGAAGAUAUUUUCAGGGUUAAAGCUACUUAUAGUGACGAGAAAAUACGAUUUCGGAUGUCGAAGAAUUGGGGUUUUGGGGAUUUGCAGCGAGAGAUAAUGUGGCGAUUUAAUAUAUAUGAUAUGGGAAAAUUUACAAUCAAGUAUAUAGAUGAUGACUCGGAAUUGGUACUUUUGGCUUGUGACGAUGAUGUUGUGGAAUGCCUGGAGUUACAUACAUCAACCAAGAAUCAAAUGAUUAAAUUGGUUGUUCACAUGUCUUCCUACCCUUCAUUCAUGUCAAUGGUCCAUCCUAACAAUGACAUCCACAUGUGGUAGUUUAUGUAAUAGUGUAACAUCAAGAAAAUUUUAAUUUUAUAAGAUGUUAAAGUAUUAGGACAUGUUAAGAAUCGCCUUGAAAUGCUUAUGGAAAUUAAAAUUUUAAUGCAAUAUAUCGGUAAC
Molecule: messenger RNA, 2550 nt
Organism: Lactuca saligna
Lineage: Eukaryota; Viridiplantae; Streptophyta; Magnoliopsida; Asterales; Asteraceae
Source: the annotation of a GenBank genome assembly